This is a messenger RNA of Hirundo rustica (Barn swallow), 2481 nucleotides long. RefSeq names its product phospholipid phosphatase related 1 (gene PLPPR1). The record is from RefSeq and is a predicted model, not a curated record. The coding region runs from base 320 to 1357 and encodes 345 amino acids. Gene Ontology annotation, molecular function: phosphatidate phosphatase activity. Lineage: Eukaryota; Metazoa; Chordata; Aves; Passeriformes; Hirundinidae. Gene Ontology annotation, biological process: signal transduction; phospholipid dephosphorylation; phospholipid metabolic process. The transcript is spliced from 9 exons.
CGCCGGGAGGGGGCUGGAGCCGGGUCCGGUGCCCGGGAAAGCAGAGGAGGAGCGACGGCAGGAAGGGAUCUGAACCUCUUCUCCUCCGGGCAGCAUUCGGGAAACCGAGGAGGGAAGGGGCGAGGAGGACGAGGAAGCAGGCGGCGCAGGGAGGGAGUCCCGGAGCCGGCCCUCCCCGCCGCGGCGGAGGGCGGACCACGAUGCCCGGCCGGCGAGCGCUGCCUUCUCGCCCUCCCGGAGACCGCCGCCCGUAGCGGGGCCGCCGCGCCGCGGGGAUAUAAAGUUUUGAACAGUGCCUCCCCAAGAAGUGCGAUAAGAAAUGGCUUUAGGAAACAAUACCCAGAAAAGUUAUUCCAUCAUCCCCUGCUUCAUCUUUGUUGAGCUCGUGAUCAUGGCUGGGACUGUUCUGCUCACCUACUACUUUGAGUACACUGACACUUUUCAGGUGCAUAUCCAAGGUUUCUUCUGUCAGGAUGGCAAUUUGAUGAAGCCGUACCCUGGGACAGAGGAUGAGAGCUUCAUUUCUCCACUUGUGCUGUACUGUGUGCUGGCUUCAACUCCGACAGCGAUUAUUUUUAUUGGUGAGAUAUCCAUGUAUUUCAUAAAGUCAACCCGAGAAACACUCAUUAUUCAAGAGAAAACUAUUUUGACCGGAGAGUGCUGUUACCUGAACCCACUGCUUCGAAGAAUAAUACGUUUUAUAGGAGUGUUUGCAUUUGGACUUUUUGCCACUGACAUCUUUGUAAACGUUGGCCAGGUUGUGACUGGGAACUUGGCUCCCUACUUCCUGACUGUGUGCAAACCCAACUACACUGGGAACGACUGUCGGGCCCACCACCAGUUCAUAAACAAUGGCAACAUCUGCACUGGGGACAUGGAGGUGAUUGAAAAGGCCAGGAGAUCCUUUCCAUCCAAACAUGCUGCUUUGAGCAUCUACUCAGCUUUAUAUGCCACAAUGUACAUCACAAGCACAAUUAAAACAAAGAGUAGCAGGCUAGCCAAGCCCGUGCUCUGUCUGGGAACCCUGUGUGCUGCCUUCCUCACUGGGCUAAAUCAAGUGUCUGAGUAUCGAAACCACUGUUCGGAUGUGAUUGCAGGCUUCAUCCUGGGGAGUGCUGUUGCCUUGUUUCUGGGGAUAUGUGUUGUCCAUAACUUUAAGGGCAGUCAUGCAGCUCCUUCUAAACCGAAGCCUGAAGACCCACGAGGAAUGCCACUAAUGGCUUUUCCCAGAGUGGAAAGUCCUCUGGAGACAUUGAGUGCACAGGUAAAUGCAAUUCUGGGAACAAGGAGAAACUACAGUUUAUGUGAAAUACACUGGUAUAAUUAUAUGGUCUUUAAACUGAACUUCCUUUAUUAGAUGGCCUGUCACACAUCAUGAAUGAAUCACUCUGUCUCUAUGACUGAAGUAACCUGAGAUGGGAGAUCGGCAGCUGAAGCUAUUUUUUACUACCCUCCAGUAAAAUACUCCAAGACACACAGUUACUAAAUGUCUAACUGUGAUGACCAGUAUUAUGUUAUGUCUAGUUAGAGGCUAAUGUUUUGUACUUUUUUUGUAUGAGGAAGUGAUGUAGCUUGCCCUGAUUUUUCUGUCAGCUUUAAUAUUAUUAUGCCAGACUUUAAAAGCAAAAUGGAAAAAGAACAAAAAAACCCCUUUUCUUGUUUAAAGUGUGCACUGAGGAACUACAUUUAUGGAAUUGUUGAUGUUGUUAUGUGAUAUUUGUACACAAUUUUUUUUCUUCUCAGUUUUGAAUUUAUAUAUCUUGGGGGAAAAAAAUUCACUUUUACCUUUUCUUACCAUAAGAAGCGCUGGGUCAGAUUCUCAUCUGAGUAAACUCACCAUGGAUCUAAAGUAAUUGCAUCUAUAUAAUUCAUAUUAAAAUAACAACGAUCAGGAAUCUAACCUAAAUGAUACUAUAGACAAGAAACAAAAAUCUAUUCCUGAUUCAGUGAGCUAAUUAAGUAUUCCCUAAGAGUUAAUGGACUUCAGUUACCACCCAGUUUCCAGACUAGAAACAUGUACUUAAGCAUCUCACUGAAUCAAAGACUGAUGGUUCUAGUGUGGGUGAUUGUGCCAAUUAUUGAAGAAUAACUAAAAUAACAUCCUUGGUCUGCAUCCUUGAUCUGCAGUAUAGACAGCCUGGACAUCAAAAUUUUUAGUAGUAGCUGAUCCAUGUGAGCUGACUAUAUCAUCUCCCUAGAUCCUCAUUCCUUCCCGAGGCCCAGCUAAAGCUCCCAGUGAAACCUGGCUUCAGGAAUUGACUAUGGGGAUAUACAGCCACCACUGCGGGGCUGAAGCUGUGCUUUAAGUGUUUCAUCACUUCAUCAUAGGUUUGUGGAGUAACUAGUGACACUGGUGCAAAGGAAAAGUGAUGCCACUCCUUCACCAGGCAACGUUCCUUGGCAUUCCGAUUGGCAUAGCCAAGAAGCCAAUUUUGCCACCUAAAAUGUAUUUUUUUUCCUGAGGGGCUUUGACAAGAAAGA